AUGGCAGAAUCCAAGCCAUGUGGACAAUCUCUGCCCAGCAAAGCCCGGCAAGACUUGGUCAACACCGAGGGGCGACUCAGGAGUUUCGAGAGCCUGGUGCACGCCAGCCCCAAAGCCAUCCGCAGCCCGAAGACGCCGCCGCCCGGCGAUCCCGACAGGAAGAGCCCCUCGAGCCCUCUGAGCCCUCUGAGCCGCGGACUCAGCUUCUUCCCGGAGGAAAGGCUCGAGGAGCUCGGAGAGCGAUCGAAUCGGGAGAAGCGCGUGCAGAGCUCCAAGCGCUCGGUGCACUUUGACCGCCCGGCAAGUUCGUCUGCGUCUUUGUCAGGGAACGCCAGCAGUUUGCUGAGCAGGUUCCUGGGCCGCGCCGCCGGCCCCAGCCCCGACGCUUCCCCGGUGGAAGCCGCCCGGCCGAGCGCGGCGGAAGCCACGCGCAGGGCGGUGCGCGAGCGGCUGGCGCGGCAGGAGGAUCGCGGCGUGGUCCCCAAGGCGAAGAUGGAGAUAGCGCCGCUGCCGGUGCUGCUGGGCUCCCAGCCGGUUCCGGCCUCGGGUUUCGGCGCGGGCGCGCAGGACUCCUGUGCCGUGGCAGCUCGGCGGGCGUUCCUGGCGUACCAGGAGCGCCGCGCGAGCCGCGCUAUGACCAACUUCGUGGUAUGA
Effrenium voratum is the source of this 654-nucleotide messenger RNA. Lineage: Eukaryota; Dinophyceae; Suessiales; Symbiodiniaceae. The record is from the annotation of a GenBank genome assembly.